AUGGGAAAACCGAAGGAGAAGAUCGACUCACCACCACCGUUGGUUGCGAUACGCGCCCCGCCCCGGCGGAGCCCGCGUAUUCUCGCCACAAACAACGCAGCAUUGCCACGGCCCUUGGCCAACACCAGCUUCGCGGGACCUUCUCCGCCUAUUAGCCCCUCAUGGUGCGAAGGGCUAUCCUUGGAGGACAUGGUGUCAGCCAUAGUGGACGAGGAGGAGCCCAGGGAUCUGCCACACGGGCAUCCCCACCUCACGGCGCCACCCCUACACCCGGACAUGGACGUACCAGCGCUGGUGCCGCUUCCGCGGGCCCCGGCCGCACCGCUCAUCGUGUACAUAGAGAUCUCGGACGAUGAGAUCGGAGAGGUCGGCCCGACGAGCAGCCAGCAGGAGGCGGUGAGAGCGACACGACGGAGGAGCUCCUCUGCCCGGAGCCGGGAGCCUCGCCCAGCCUGGAGGAGCUCAUUGAGCAACUCAGCCCCCACCCAUGGGGGGCCGGCCGCCGACUGCACACUGGUGCCGGCAUCACCACCAGCUGCUCUACGCACGAACCACGCCCCGGACGCCACCACCACGCCCCUCUGCGACAAACCAAAAGAGGAUGCAGCAGGUCCUGGCUUCCCGGGACGGCCCAACGACUUCGGCAGCCGCCAGGAGCCGCGCCACUGCCAGGGCUGCCAUCGCGGCGCAGCCACCCGGCCCGCAGCCCCGCUCCACGAGGGAGCUUACGUCGUGCUAGGACGCACAGUCAUCAACCGGCCCAUCCAGCGCGUACCCCCUCCCCCACGGACGCUUGGCGGUGGAGAUUCCGCCGUCAGCACCAACGCCCAGCAGCCAACCACGACCUCGAGCCUCCGGGGAUUUUGGCGGACGUCAAUCGCCGCCAUCACGCACCAUGGCCAAUCGAGGAGGCGCCCACCGACGACGACUCCGGGACAGGUUCCGAGCCCGAGGAACCAGAGCCGCUCAUGCGGACACCUGAGGGAUGGUGCGCCCCGGACGGAUGGAUUCCGAUCGAACUCCACAACCUGA
Molecule: messenger RNA, 1032 nt
Organism: Drosophila rhopaloa
Lineage: Eukaryota; Metazoa; Arthropoda; Insecta; Diptera; Drosophilidae
Exons: 1
Coding region: 1-1032 (343 amino acids)
Source: RefSeq, a predicted model, not a curated record